GUUGCUCAGUUCAGUGGUUGUUGUUGUUAUUGUUAGUUAGUUUAGUUAACGUUUAAGUUAUUUACCUAUUCGAAUUAUUUUAUUCUUUAAUAAUUACAUUGGUACAGGCCUACGAUUUGAUGAUGAGCCCAGUUAAGAAACUGAACCUUUUUAUUUAUCAAUAGGAACUUUACCUAACUUCCGAAGAUUUUAUUCGUUUUGUUUGGUAAAUUUAAUUGGAUAAAGGACUGAAAUAUAUAUUUUUCUUCCUAUAUUAAGCCUAAAUAGUCCACUUAUAUCCUUGAAAAUGUCAGUUAACUCUGAAAGUGUGGAUGUUGAUGAAAAAGUACCAAAAGCCAAUGUUAUCAACUCAAGACUAAAUAAGCUGUUUGAUUCUCGUUUUGAAAAUGAUAAGGAAACUUUGGAUGCGUUAAAAGAACUCUCUGUGUUUUUUACUGAAAAUACUAUACAAACUCGAAGAAGCCUAAGGAGUAAAAUAGAGAAAAGAAGUCUAAGUAUCAAUGAGGACUUUUUAUCAGCAUUUAGAAAAGUCAAAGAGGCUCUUGACAAUAUCUAUCUUGAUGUCACUGAUAUGAAUAAAGCGGUAGAAACAAUGACGGCCCAGCUACAGGCCACCAAAGCUCAGACACACCAGCUCAUAGAGCACACCACUAAACUUCAGGCUGAGGGCCAAAAACUGACAAUGCAGCAAGAGGUGGCUCAAUCAUUUUUGAAGAGUUUCCAACUGACACCUGCCGAGUUGUCAGCCCUGCGAGAGGCCAACAUUACUGAAGAGUUUUUUGCCGCAUUGGACAGAGUUCAAACAAUCCAUGCCAAUUGUCGCACACUGAUGCAGUCAGGACAUCAAACAUCAGCUUUGGACAUCAUGGAUCAAAUGGCUAUGUAUCAGGAGACGGCUUUGGAGAGACUGUACCGCUGGGCCCAGACACAUUGUCGUAACAUCGAGGCUCCAGGAAUCAACCAACUGCUGAAUCAGGCCAUGGCCAAACUCCAGGACCGACCUGUGCUAUUCAAGUAUGUGCUGACAGAGUACUGCACAUGUAGAAGAGCUGUCCUCGUACAUUUGUUCAUUGAUGCCCUGACCAAGGGAGGACCCGGUGGAACGCCCAAGCCCAUCGAGGCACACGCUCAUGACGCCAAGCGCUACGUGGGCGACAUGCUGGCCUGGCUACAUCAGGCUAUACCAGGCGAGAGAGACAACUUACUGACUCUGCUGAAAAACUGUGACACCAAGACUGAUGUCAGUGAGGAAGUACAGCAAGCUUUGUCUAACAUAUCUGAGGGUGUCUGUCAUCCCCUGCAAGUAAGAGUAGAUCAGAUCCUUGCUACAGAUACAUCUGUUGUAUCCUUAUAUCAUGUAUCCAAUUUGCUGCGGUUUUAUUUGCAGACGUUCAACCAGGUGGUACCUGGGAGCAGCCUGGAUGCAACACUCUCCGAGCUCCACUCAAACAGUGAGAAGGCUUUCUUGUCCACACUUCAAUCUCAGGUUAAGCAGCAACUCCUUGAGAAGGUGGACGCUCCUCCCCCUGACUUGUCACCUUCUCCUGGUAUUCCACCACUGCUCACACUCCUCAAGGAGAUCAUCUCCAUCGCCAGUGUAGCGGAAGGAAGACAAGAUGAUAUAAACAAGGUAGUUUCUUGUGUGAUGGACCCACUGCUCCAAGCCAUCACACUGAGUGCCUCAAGGCUUGCAGCUACUGACAUGGCUGUCUACCUUCUUAAUUGCCUACACCUCAUGACUACUACUCUGGCACUUUAUGAGUUUAUGGAUGAAAGGCUUGAACGACUUAAGGCGCAGUCUGAUGCUCAGCUAGACACCUUGACCUCAGAACAGGCUUCCUCUCUAGUGGCCAACCUCAACCUGGGACCCAUCUACACAAUCCUCCAGGAGCAAGGCAAGGGACCUUUGUCACAGGUGCCUGGCAUGGAGCCGGCAAACCUCAACAACUUCCUGGGUAAGCUCGAGAGUCUGCUGAAUGUACCAGACAUGUUCAGUUUGCCUCAGAUGGAAUGUUUGCUCAGUAACGCUCAUCGCUCGGUUGUUCAGCGUCGAGCAACCCAAGUCAUCACAGCCAUCUACACUCAGCUGUACAAUGCAGUUCACAAUCCGGACAAUCUGUACGCCAACCCUUCCCAGCUCAUGUCUCGCACCCCUGAGCAAGUGACGGCUACUCUACUCGGCUCAUAGCAUAAAAAGAUUGUCACUGUUAUAUAAGUUAUUUGCGAGUUAUCAAGAGCCCUAAAAUUUUUCCAAUGCAAAUGAAGGUGAUGUAAAGGAGAAAUUGUGAAUGAAUUUGUCAAAUAUAAUACAUCAACGCAAAAACAAAAUUGAACGAUGCAGCGGCAGCCCAUCUGUUGCACAUGAAAAAAGGUGGUAAAAUAACACUCAACAUUGUUGUUCCCAUCAAUAUGCAUCCUCGUCGAUACUCCUACCUCACUUGCAUAGAAGAAAUGUUAAAAGUGGCCCUCUUGAAAAGACCAAUUUUUAACUCUAGUUCAUUUUUGUUGAAGGCGAGAUUAUGUAAUUGAACAGACCAUUUCAGACAUUUAUUUUCCAUCAAAAUUAGUAAAAACUAAGUUUUCACUUAUAGCUUUAGCAUCUGGAAUCUGAUCCUGUCCUGCAUAGAGACGAUUGUUGUAUAGCAAGACAAAACAAAAAAUAUAAGAUCCUGAGAUGAAACCAUAACAAGAUGGCAGCUCAAGCAAGACACAAGGUUUAGCUAGGUUUGUGCACUAAUCUUGUCAUGUUAUAGGGACUUUCUCAUCCGAGGACAGUGAUUAGUUUCCAGAUCCUGAACAACUGUUGUAAACUUACUAACAAUGAUAUAAACUGUUGUGUUGUUUUUACAUUAGGCUAGUUAAAUAAAUUUUGAAAUAUUUUGAUAAAGUUUGUUUUUCAAGAAAAAAAACAUUUAAGCUUCAUCUUUAUGCGUAGGCUUUCGCGGCUGGUGUCAUUGAAGUCCAUGGUGAUGGUUUUCGGCGUCAACCGCGUUGUCAGUUGUAUUUAUUUUUUGAAAUGCAACUGACGACGUGGUUGAUUCCGAAAACCAUAACCAUGGAUUUCAAUUUAAGCUUCAUGUUACAUUAAGUAAAAAGAAAUGGAUACACAUCUAAUUCGCAUAAGAAAAAAGUUCCAGACAGUUUAUAGCAUUGAAGAAGUUUUCAAGACAAUUAGAUUCAUAAUUCACCCACUUGGAGUGAGUGAAUAUCUAUUUCAUUGUGCUGCAAACUUUUUGUCAGCUACUAACUGCCUGGGCCUAGGGCUAGGUGAGUCAGUAGUGUAUCCAGUCCUUCUUCAUCAAUGUGUAAGAAUUGUAUUUGCUUGUUGAAUGUUUGAUUGAAAUAAUAUCCAUAUUCAAUCUGUAGUUAUAUACAGUUGUUGCCACGGGCAGCCAUCAAUAUGGAGCCCCCUCCCAAUUAUUAUACCUCACCAACAAUCAAUGUUAAAUAAUAAAAAAUAAGGAAGAGGCAAGAGAUAGAGAUGAGUGGAGGUGUUUUGUUGGGGAGGCCAAAUACCACUUGGAGUACCAUAGGCCACUGCAGUAAGUAGGCCAGUUAGUAAAUUUUAAAAUGUUUGGAAAAAACAAUAGAUUGACAAAGGAAAUUUAGGUAGGCUACAAAAAUAUAUGCACAUGGAAUCUACAAAUUUGUACCUACAUUUUAUCUGUGGUAGGACCUCUAGACACCCUUUUUAUUGGGGUUAUUCUGUACCCUCAGACCCUUGGCUUAGAAAAAUUAGAUGGACGCCCAUGGUUGUUGUUCUAAAAUUUUGUAAAUAGGCUAUAAUAAAUAUAUUUUGGUUACUCAUA
Molecule: messenger RNA, 3809 nt
Organism: Macrosteles quadrilineatus (aster leafhopper)
Lineage: Eukaryota; Metazoa; Arthropoda; Insecta; Hemiptera; Cicadellidae
Product: conserved oligomeric Golgi complex subunit 6-like
Exons: 12
Coding region: 287-2188 (633 amino acids)
Biological process (GO): intra-Golgi vesicle-mediated transport
Cellular component (GO): COG complex
Source: RefSeq, a predicted model, not a curated record